UAUUUAACAUUGUCCAUCGGCAGUGAAAAUUGACACUCGAGUCGGCUUUUUUCAAAAUGUGGAAACUUCUAUUAAUUGCUAUUUUGGCAAUAAAUAAUUGCAAUGCUGUGCUGGAGACUGAUGCCAAUACCCUGGUAUUGCUAGACAAUUUGGCCAUACGUGAAACGCAUUCAAUUUUCUUCAAAACACUGCAAGAUCGUGGCUUUAAAUUGACCUAUAAGUUAGCUGAUGACUCUGGGUUGUUGUUAUCUCGCUAUGGCGAAUAUUUGUACAAAAACUUGAUUAUAUUUGCGCCCAGCGUGGAGGAAUUCGGCGGCGACAUUAGCGUCGAGCGACUCGCCCAGUUUGUCGACGAUGGCGGCAACGUUUUGGUUGCGGGCAGCGAGAAAUCUGGUGAUGCGCUGCGUGAGUUCGCCUCGGAAUGCGGAUUCGAGCUGGAUGAAGAGAAAGCUGCGGUCAUCGAUCAUCUGCACUACGAUGUCAGCGAUGCGGGCGACCACACAACGAUUCUGACCUCUGCCCUCAAUCUUAUCGAUGCUGCCACCGUGGUUGGCAGUGAUAACCGUAAAGCGGAUGCAGCUCCACUGCUCUAUCGCGGCACCGGACUCAUUGCUGACAAGGAGAAUCCAUUAGUGUUGAAACUCCUAACGGCCGAGAGCAGCGCCUACAGCUACAAUCCGGAGUCGAGCGUCUCUGACUAUCCACAUGCUGUGGGCCGUAACACAUUGCUGAUUGCCGCUCUGCAGGCGCGCAACAAUGCACGCGUCGUGUUCUCUGGUUCACUGCAAUUCUUUGCCGACGAAACCUUCACCAUGGCCGUGCAGUAUGCACAGAACGGCGCCUUCCACAAGCAGGCGGGUAACCGCGCUGUCGCCGAAUCCAUCAGUAAGUGGGUGUUUGGAGAGAGCGGCCGACUGCGUGUAGCCUCUGUGCGCCACAACAAGGUGGGCGAGAGCAAUCCCCCAGAGCAGGCGUACACCAUUACGGAUCCCGUUGUCUAUACAAUUGCCAUCGAAGAGCUGGUUCAGGGCACUUGGCAGUCAUUCAAAGCAAAUGAUAUUCAGCUCGAGUUUGUACGCAUCGAUCCGUUUGUGCGCACCUUCCUUAAGCAGACGAAAGGCGGCAGCUACGAGGCCCGCUUCAAGAUACCGGAUGUCUAUGGCGUCUAUCAGUUUAAGGUCGACUACAAUCGCGUUGGCUACACGCACCUGUACAACACCACACAGGUGUCGGUGCGUCCAUUGGAGCACACACAAUACGAGCGAUUCAUACCGAGCGCAUUUCCCUAUUACACCAGCGCCUUCUCCAUGAUGAUUGGCGUCUUUGUGUUCUCAUUUGUCUUCUUGCAUUUCAAAGAGGAGGCCACCGGCGCGGGAAAAUCUAGCAAGGACGACAAGAAAACCCAAUAGAUCUAGUAUUAUAUGAACAAUCUUUUCGUAUAUGCAUCUAAAUGUGAACUGAGUGUGCAUAUAUUUCAAUAAAAUCGCAACAAUUUG
Messenger RNA from Drosophila hydei, 1496 nucleotides. RefSeq names its product dolichyl-diphosphooligosaccharide--protein glycosyltransferase 48 kDa subunit (gene Ost48). NCBI's taxonomy places the organism in Eukaryota, Metazoa, Arthropoda, Insecta, Diptera, Drosophilidae. The transcript is spliced from 2 exons. The record is from RefSeq and is a predicted model, not a curated record. The coding region runs from base 57 to 1409 and encodes 450 amino acids. Gene Ontology annotation, cellular component: oligosaccharyltransferase complex; endoplasmic reticulum membrane.